Molecule: messenger RNA, 1259 nt
Organism: Paramacrobiotus metropolitanus
Lineage: Eukaryota; Metazoa; Tardigrada; Eutardigrada; Parachela; Macrobiotidae
Product: surfeit locus protein 4-like
Biological process (GO): Golgi organization
Cellular component (GO): endoplasmic reticulum; endoplasmic reticulum-Golgi intermediate compartment; membrane
Source: RefSeq, a predicted model, not a curated record
GUUUUCUUCGCAAAACAUUAUUCUCAUUAAAAUUCAUUUCCAUAUUUCGCAGCCAGCUCGCACCAGUUUGAGCGGCUGGCCAAAAACAUAAAAAAACCGGAAUAUAUUCUUUUAUAUUUAUUCAGAUUUAAUAUAUUUUGACGUUGGUUUUCCCGAAAACAUGGCUUCCUUCCUGGACUCGCGUAAUCGGCGGACGGGCCAGCAGGCCAUCUGGUUGGACAAACUGGAGGACAUCUCCGAUACCUUUUACCGCAAAACCAAACUGGUCUUGCCGCAUAUCGCGCGCCUGUGUUUAAUCUCCACCUUCGUCGAGGACGGUAUCCGCAUGUGGUUCCAGUGGAAUGAGCAGCGCUCCUACAUGGACGCCACAUGGCACUGGGGCUACUGGAUCUCCACGCUCUUCGUCCUGACCAAUCUCCUGGGCCAGCUGGUUCCCUGUGGGAUGAUUAUGCUGCGCAAGCAUGUGACCAUUGCUUGCGGGAUUCUAUGCGGGAUCGUCCUGAUGCAGACCAUCGCCUACCAGAUCUUGUGGGAUGUGCAGUUUCUCAUGCGGAAUCUGGCGCUGGCCGGCGGUCUCCUGCUGCUGGUGGCGGAGUCACGGGCCGAGCAGGGCAAGACCACUCUGAUGGCCGGGGUGCCCACGAUCGGAGAUAAUAAAAACGCGGAGAACUGGCUGCAGCUGAUCGGCCGCGUCCUGCUCGUGGCCAUGUUCGCCACGCUGCUGCAUUUGGAGCUGUCGCCGGGCAUCGUCAUCCAGGCCGUGGUGGGGUCCAUCCUCAUGACGCUGGUGACGAUUGGCUACAAGACUAAGUUGUCGGCCUUCGUCCUGGUAUUAUGGUUGGGAUUCUGGAAUCUGUAUUUGAAUGCGUUCUGGAUGAUACCGGCCAAUCGUCCCAUGCGCGACUUUUUGAAGUAUGAUUUCUUCCAGACGCUGAGCGUCAUCGGGGGACUGCUGCUGAUUGUGACGAUCGGUGCGGGCAAGAUUAGUGUGGAUAACCGCAAGAAGGACUGGUAGUAAUGUUGGAGAUUUUUUUCUGUUUCGAAUUUUCACUCAGUCUGUGGCCAGUUUUGUAGGUGGAUUUUUAACAUGUUAAUGGGUUUCUUUCUUUCCAGAGUUUUUUCUGCCACGAAGAUUUUAAAUUUAUUUGUGCUGAAUAAGCAUGACCGCUGUUUCCGUUUUCGUAUAUCUUCGAUUUUAAAACGAUAAAUGCUUCGAGUUGGUUGUAAAUUGUAAUAAAGCACGCGAAAUAUGCACACAA